AUGAAUGCAUCGGGACUACCAGCAGGUCAUCUUCUUCCUAACCUGGCACUGAAGAAGACAGCUGUGCAGUCUUCAAACGGAGACAACAUCGGUUUUGCUUUCAAGGCCGUCGAUGGCAACAGAGACGAGAACUAUCAAGGAGGGUCCUGCACACUUACUUUAUCACAGUCUGAUCCGUGGUGGAGGGUAGACUUGGCAAGAGUGUAUACAAUUGGUGCUGUUGUGAUAACCAAUGGAGCAGGAUUUGAAAACAGGUUGGAUGGUGCAGAAAUCUGGAUUGGAAAGUCAACAAACUUCAGUGACCCUGAGAGUGAGAGGUGUGCCGUCAUCUCUCACAUCCCCAGUGGACAGACGUUCUACUUUCCAUGUAGCUCUAUUGAGGGACGCUAUGUCACUGUGUUUCUCCCAGGAAGUGAGAAGGUCCUAAAUCUCUGCGAGGUUGAAGUGUACUAUGGAUACCCAUUACCCAAUGUGGCACUCAAAGGAGAAGCUACCCAGUCAUCUACACUAUCUGUUGCCACUGCGUCCAAAGCCAUCGAUGGCAGACGGAUCUCGUUCUACAGCAAUGGGUUCUGUAGCCACACGGCUGAAGACGAGACCGACCCCUGGUGGAGGGUGGACCUGCAGCGAAGCUUUACAAUCACUGCUGUAAAAGUCACCAACAGAGGAGACUGCUGUGCUGAAAGACUGGAUGGAGCUGAGAUCAGAAUAGGAAACUCACUGGAGAACAAUGGAAACAAUAAUCCCAGGUGUGCUUCCAUCUCACAUAUCAAAGCAGGUAAAACCUACACAUUCCAGUGUGAUGGAGGCAGCAUGGAGGGUCGCUUUGUGAACGUGUUUCUUCCUGGACAGAAGAAGACUCUCACCCUGUGUGAAGUGGAGGUGUAUGCUGCCCCAGCAGUGGUGCCACUUCAAAAUGUGGCCUUAAAAAAGCCAACAGUACAGUCAUCGACUUCGUCACCACCUUUUCUGUCAUCAAAAGCUGUUGAUGGGUACAAAAAUGGAAACAUACGUGGUGCAGGCUUUUCCCACACUAAGGAAGAAACAAAUCCCUGGUGGAGAGUAGACUUGUUAGCUGUCUAUAAAGUCAGUGCUGUCACCAUCAUCAACAGACAAGACUGUUGCUCUGAAAGGAUUCUUGGGGUAGAGAUUCGGAUCGGGGACUCACUGGAUCAAAGUGGAAAUCAAAACCCGAGAUCCUUGAGUGGAGACGACUGGUUCUGGAUGUCCGGAUACUCCAUGAAUUUCUUCAACUGGCCACAAGAUUUUGUCCCUUACUAUUACUCCAGCAUGUGUGGAGCUAUGAGCAAUGGAGAGCACUUCCUGUGGCAGGACCUGCACUGUGGGGAACACCUCAACUUCAUCUGCCAAUCAGGUGCUGGGGACAAUGUGCAAAGAGUGGACUUCUACAGCACCAAGAAUGUCACAACUGUAAAGUAAAGGCCAACAAUAUACUGCAUAUCGGAAUACUUCUAAGUUACUAAUAGUUUUCAUAUACAU
Messenger RNA from Oreochromis niloticus (Nile tilapia), 1500 nucleotides. RefSeq lists its product as uncharacterized. Lineage: Eukaryota; Metazoa; Chordata; Actinopteri; Cichliformes; Cichlidae. The coding region runs from base 1 to 1440 and encodes 479 amino acids. The record is from RefSeq and is a predicted model, not a curated record. The transcript has 8 exons.